UCGGCCGUGUUGGAAAGGAUUCCGUUCUUGGCUUGUGGAUAAUUUUGGGAUUAGGUGCUACAGGUAGCUUAUUUUACUUUGUGUAUCGAGAACUGUUCUCUCGGGAAAGUCCGUAUGGAAUAUAUGAAGAAGCCAUGGACAUAUGCUUGAAAGAUACAAGAGUACAAGAUGCAUUGGGCAAGCCACUUAAAGCUCAUGGUGAAACCUCAGGAAGAGGACGCAGGAGACACAUCAGACAUACAAUUUACGAGUUUCAAGGCUAUCAACAUAUGAGACUUCAGUUUUACUUGAAAGGAAAGAGAGAAAGGGCCACAGCCCAUGUGGAGGUCAGAAAGAACGACAACAAUAAAUAUGAAUACAGAUAUCUCUUUGUUGAAACUGAGGGCUUCCCAAGGCGAGUGAUCACUCUGAAAGACAACAGAGCACAGCUGCAAACAGGAGGAACUGCAGGAACAGUUGGCAUGAGCAUGUAGAGAUUGAUCUUCCAGUGUCUUCAACUGUGGCCUUUUUUCACACACUGACCUAGCGUGGAUGGCUGGAAUGUAGAGCCUGAUGUCAUAUCUGUAAGCAGACAUUGUGAUUUCCCUAGCAGCUUAAAAGACAUGAGAGUCAUCCUAGAUAGCUCAACGUCUGGUGACUUUGCAUAAAAUCAAGAUUUGGAGGAGAGUGUGGCCAGAAAUAAUGGCAGACUAGCAAGUGUCGUGUUGCAAUAAAUAUGAUAAUAAAUUAACUGCCAGAAUUUAUGUGUGGGCAUUUUCCAGAUCGUUUCCUCGAAUGUCUAUAGAAUAACACCCUUUAGCACCAUGGUGCUUUUUGGCAUGUUUUGUGAAUUUCUUUAAUUUGUAUCAUUUUCUGACAACAUUCUCAUCACAACUAGUUGGAGGGCCCUUAUCACAUCUGCCAGACUUCAAGAUGAAAGAUUGCUUUGGCUUGCAACAUUACUUAAAGUUAAGUUCAUUGUCAAAGAUUCUCACUUGUUUUAUAGUCUCACAGGACACAAUGCAUUGCCAACAGACUCUUUUUUUUAUGCUGUGUCAGAUGAUUUCCAUUAAACAAGGAAUAUCAAGAGCUUCCUUUGGCAUAAAAUCUCAACAAGGUCUGCAGUGAACAGAAAAUGUCACCUAGAUGCUGUUGCUGCUAAAGUAACAGCACAGGGAUAAGUUGCUCAAUUGUUAGAACAGCCAAACUAAAUAAAUUAUAAAAUAUAUUUUAUAAAAAC
Molecule: messenger RNA, 1219 nt
Organism: Lingula anatina
Lineage: Eukaryota; Metazoa; Brachiopoda; Lingulata; Lingulida; Lingulidae
Product: mitochondrial import inner membrane translocase subunit Tim21
Biological process (GO): protein import into mitochondrial matrix
Cellular component (GO): TIM23 mitochondrial import inner membrane translocase complex
Source: RefSeq, a predicted model, not a curated record